AAUGAGUCUGGACUGUUUCGUCUAAAAGGUCACAAAGGUCAGAUCACGCAGUCCCUAUUCAUGCAGAAACACAACAUCCUUGUUACCAGUUCGAAGGAUACAUUCAUUAAAUUCUGGGACCUGGACACACAACAUUGUUUCAAAACUCUAGUGGGACAUAGGACUGAGGUGUGGGGGCUGAGCAUAGUACAGGGGGAGAGAUUGCUGGUGACGGGGUCAGCUGACAAUGAACUGAGACUGUGGCAAAUACAAUACAGAGGCGAGGAUGCAGUGAUAGCUCCAGCUAGUGUUAAAGAACAGAUCACUGGGGAUGAGGAAAAGAUGGAAGAAGAUGCUGAAGAUGAAGAGGAAGAAGACACAACAAGUGACAUAGCUGGAUGUGUUAACAUUGGUAGUGUAUUCAGACAUGGAAAGGACAGAGUG
This is a messenger RNA of Owenia fusiformis, 423 nucleotides long. The record is from the annotation of a GenBank genome assembly. Lineage: Eukaryota; Metazoa; Annelida; Polychaeta; Sabellida; Oweniidae.